Messenger RNA from Populus nigra (black poplar), 2567 nucleotides. RefSeq names its product beta-xylosidase/alpha-L-arabinofuranosidase 2-like. The coding region runs from base 94 to 2421 and encodes 775 amino acids. Gene Ontology annotation, biological process: arabinan catabolic process; xylan catabolic process. The record is from RefSeq and is a predicted model, not a curated record. The transcript is spliced from 7 exons. Lineage: Eukaryota; Viridiplantae; Streptophyta; Magnoliopsida; Malpighiales; Salicaceae. Gene Ontology annotation, molecular function: xylan 1,4-beta-xylosidase activity; alpha-L-arabinofuranosidase activity. Gene Ontology annotation, cellular component: plant-type cell wall.
CCUUUAAUUUAUUUUAUGUUAUACCCUAAUGUUAUCUCUCAUCAUACUAUAAAACAACACAGCUCUUUUCUUUAACAAGCUAGCUAGAUUGUAAUGGCCAUGGCCUCAGUAUCUCCUCAAAACAGCGUGCCUAAGGUCCCUGUUUCUCUUUUGUUUUGUAUGUUCUUAGUGUUUUUGUCGACCCAUGUUUCGGCACAAUCAUCUCCUGUUUUUGCAUGUGAUGUUGUGAGCAAUCCAUCUUUGGCAAGUUUAGGGUUUUGUAACACGUCUUUAGGGAUCAAUGACAGAGUUGUGGACCUGGUAAAAAGACUCACAUUGCAAGAAAAGAUAGUGUUCUUGGUGAAUAGCGCAGGGAAUGUGAGCAGACUUGGUAUACCAAAGUACGAGUGGUGGUCUGAGGCUUUACAUGGAGUCUCCUACGUGGGUCCAGGCACACAUUUCUCUGACGAUGUAGCUGGAGCUACCAGCUUCCCUCAGGUCAUCCUCACCGCUGCGUCCUUUAACACCUCUCUCUUUGAAGCCAUUGGAAAGGUUGUUUCAACGGAAGCAAGAGCAAUGUACAACGUGGGAUUGGCAGGAUUGACAUUUUGGUCACCAAAUAUAAACAUAUUUCGAGACCCCAGAUGGGGGAGAGGCCAGGAAACUCCAGGGGAGGACCCGUUGCUCUCAAGCAAGUAUGGAUCAUGUUAUGUUAAAGGACUGCAACAAAGAGAUGAUGGCGACCCAGAUAAACUUAAGGUUGCUGCUUGCUGUAAACAUUACACCGCCUAUGAUUUGGAUAACUGGAAAGGGAGUGAUCGUUACCAUUUCAAUGCUGUGGUGACAAAGCAAGAUAUGGAUGAUACGUUUCAACCACCAUUCAAAAGUUGUGUGAUUGAUGGGAAUGUUGCUAGUGUUAUGUGUUCUUACAACCAGGUUAACGGUAAACCUACCUGUGCUGACCCAGACCUCCUCUCUGGUGUCAUCAGAGGGGAAUGGAACUUGAAUGGAUAUAUUGUUACUGACUGUGAUUCAUUAGAUGUGUUCUAUAACUCCCAAAAUUAUACCAAAACACCAGAAGAAGCUGCAGCUGCUGCUAUAUUGGCAGGAGUGGACCUCAACUGUGGAUCUUUCUUGGGCCAACACACUGAAGCAGCAGUAAAGGGAGGACUUGUGAAUGAGCAUGCCAUUGAUAUAGCAGUCUCAAACAAUUUUGCCACUUUGAUGCGGCUUGGAUUCUUCGAUGGUGAUCCCAGCAAACAACUUUAUGGUAAGCUAGGACCAAAAGAUGUAUGUACAGCAGAGAAUCAGGAGCUGGCCCGUGAAGCUGCCAGGCAAGGAAUUGUGUUGCUUAAGAACACUGCAGGAUCACUGCCUCUAUCUCCCACAGCCAUAAAAAACUUGGCAGUAAUUGGACCAAAUGCCAAUGUCACUAAAACGAUGAUCGGAAACUAUGAAGGUGCCCCCUGCAAGUAUACGACCCCUUUACAAGGACUAGCAGCUUCUGUUGCAACAACAUAUCUAUCUGGCUGCUCAAACGUAGCAUGCAGCACUGCUCAAGUAGAUGAUGCCAAGAAACUAGCAGCCGCAGCUGAUGCCACGGUGCUUGUAAUGGGUGCCGAUCUAUCUAUAGAAGCAGAGAGUCGUGACAGGGUGGACGUUCUUCUUCCAGGACAGCAGCAACUUUUGAUAACAGCAGUUGCAAAUGUUUCAUGUGGACCUGUAAUUCUUGUUAUAAUGUCUGGAGGGGGCAUGGACGUAUCGUUCGCAAGAACUAAUGACAAAAUCACAAGUAUCCUAUGGGUUGGCUACCCUGGACAAGCAGGUGGAGCUGCCAUAGCUGAUAUUAUUUUUGGCUACUAUAAUCCAAGUGGAAGACUACCGAUGACAUGGUAUCCACAAUCAUAUGUUGACAAAGUACCAAUGACAAAUAUGAACAUGAGGCCAGAUCCUUCCAAUGGCUACCCUGGCAGAACCUACAGGUUCUACACAGGAGAAACUGUUUACUCAUUUGGAGAUGGACUAAGCUAUUCCCAAUUCACCCACGAGCUAAUCCAGGCGCCUCGACUAGUAUCUGUUCCUUUAGAGGAGAGUCAUGUCUGUCACUCUUCAGAAUGCCAAUCAGUUGUUGCCUCUGAACAGACCUGUCAGAACUCAACAUUUGAUAUGCAUCUGAGAGUUAAGAAUGUGGGAACAAUAAGUGGAAGCCAUACAGUUUUGCUGUUCUCUAGUCCCCCAGCAGUGCACAACUCACCACAGAUGCAUUUGGUGGGGUUUGAGAAGGUCUUCUUGAAUGCACAAACAGGUAGACAUGUGAGAUUUAAGGUGGAUAUUUGCAAGGAUUUGAGCGUGGUUGAUGAGCUAGGAAGCAAGAAGGUUGCCUUGGGAGAACACGUUCUUCAUGUUGGAAGCUUGAAACACUUCUUGUCUGUAAGGAUUUGAAAGGGCUUUCAAGUUCUUGCAUAUUUUUUAUUUUUUAUUUUUUUUUAUUUUAUUUUUUUGUAUCCCUUCUCGACUUUCAGAAAGGCAUUUUUCAUAAAGGAACCAUUGACCUAUGAAAAGGUUGAGAGGUUAUGACAAAUUUACUC